Mauremys mutica (yellowpond turtle) is the source of this 4051-nucleotide messenger RNA. It is a transcript of the gene RIC8A, whose product is annotated as RIC8 guanine nucleotide exchange factor A. Lineage: Eukaryota; Metazoa; Chordata; Testudines; Geoemydidae. Gene Ontology annotation, molecular function: G-protein alpha-subunit binding; guanyl-nucleotide exchange factor activity. The record is from RefSeq and is a predicted model, not a curated record. Gene Ontology annotation, cellular component: cytoplasm; plasma membrane. The transcript has 12 exons. Gene Ontology annotation, biological process: G protein-coupled receptor signaling pathway. The coding region runs from base 1165 to 2784 and encodes 539 amino acids.
GACCCAUUGCAAUGGGGCCCCACACCGCCCUGCGUGUGUCUAAGUCAGCAAUACACCUGUGUGAUGUGUGGGUCCCUGUAGGGCUGUAACCCACCCCGCUCUCUCACCCCUUCGGUCAGUCAAGCUUAGAGUUGCCAGUUUUGGUGCCAGGUGUUCUGGGAGGUUUCAUCACAUGACAUGAUGGGCUUUAAUUAAAUAUUAAUCUUUAACUCCUGGAGACUCCAGGACAAUGCAGGAGGGAUUCCAACAUCCUGAUUGGCUGCUCUCCUUUCCUUAGGGUUUGUAGAUUAGGUAGUGUCACGCCUGGUGGUAGGCCUCAGUCCUGCAAACCAUCCCCUCAGGGUUUAGUUUUUAAACCUGAGUGAUAGUACUGUAAUGCUCUUUUGUUUGGGCUUGUUGUAACAUCGGAAUUUUUACAUUUUAAAAAAUAAGCUUUGAGUGGAAUGGAAAACGUUUCAAUAGUUUAUUUUAAUUAAUAAAGCCUAACAUCCUGGCCUAAACUUCCUGGGUCUCCUUCUCACACUGACAAAAUAUUAUUUAUUUAAUCCCUGAGGCUGCAAUUUGAUCCAUGUGACCAGAUGCCUGCGCCUGCACAGAGCUCCCAAGAGAUGCAAGGUCCCAGUGAUGGGGAACAGCUAGUAGGAUCUAGGCUUUAGAGAACUCCAUUAGUGGGACCACGCAGGGAGGAAGCCACUCCGCCUGGCACUGCUGCCACCCACCCCUUCUGAAUCGGUUCUCGGAUGCAGCGUUAACAGCACGGGUCACAACUUCCGUAUGAGUCACACACACACAAACCCUCCCUUUCCCGCUCGCCGUGGAUAGUGGGGAGGGGGAGGAGAGAAAGAUCUCUACCCUGCCCUAGGAACAGCAGCCCAGCCGAGCAAAUGACACCGCAUUCCACUCUGCCGCUGGCGUCCGAGCUUGAAAGAACAAGUUUUUUAAAAAACAAACAAAGCAGGUGCCCUCACUAAACGCUGCAUUGGAGGAACAACUGCUGUGUUCAGGAAAUAAGGCAGGAAACCUGAGCAAGGAAAGCUAAAGUAAAGUUGUCUGUGUAUCAAGGUCCCCGUGCAUCCGUAAUUAUCCGGGUAAUUAUCCGGCAACGCUGCAAGGCCGCCCACCCCACCCCAUAUCGUUCCAAUCCAUAUCCAAGCUGCUGGGGCAAUGGAGCUCAAGAAUGUGGUAGAGACUGUGGAAAGUGGGGAACAAGACGCGAUCCUCAAGGUACUGCAGAUCUACAACCAGGAGAAGUCUCAGUGUUUCACCUUUGAAGAUGAAGAGCGGGAGGAGAGGAAGAAAAUGGCCCAGCUGCUGAUCAAGUUCCUGGAGAGAGAGCUCCAGCCCUCCUGCCAAGUCACAUGUUUGGAAAGCAUCCGCAUCCUGUCCCGUGACAAAAGCUGCCUUGACCCCUUUACCACCAGGGAAGGCCUGCAAACCUUGGCCAGACAUGCUGGCAUUGAUUAUUCAGAGGAGCUCAUUCGAGAAGUCCCAGACCUAGAUGUGAUCCUGGAGGCCCUCAAAUGCCUCUGCAACAUCGUCUUCAGCAGUCCCCGGGCACAAGAGCUGACGGCUGAGGCCCGGCUCGUGGUGGGUCUUAUGGAGCGCAUCAAACUCUACAAUGAGAAGAACCUCCCCCAUGAGGUCAAGUUUUUUGACCUGCGUCUUCUGUUCCUGCUGACAGCACUGAGGGUGGACAUCCGGCAGCAGCUGGCCCAGGAGCUCAGGGGUAUCAGCCUGAUGACAGACACCCUGGAGCUGACGCUAGGGGUGAAAUGGCUGGACCCCCAUGAGGUAGCCACUGAGGGGAGCCCUCCCCUACCCCUGCCACGCCAGGAGACAGAGCGUGCUAUGGAGAUCCUUAAGGUGCUCUUCAAUAUCACAUUUGACUCCAGCAAGAAGGAGGUGGAUGAGGAAGAUGCUGCUCUGUACCGACGCCUGGGCGCUGUCCUGCGUCACUGCCUGAUGAUUUCAGCUGAUGGAGAGGACCGGACAGAAGAAUUUCAUAGCCACACAGUUAACCUCUUGGGCAACCUCCCGCUUAUGUGUCUGGAUGUCCUGUUGACUCCGAAGGUGCGGCCAGGCUCGCUUGAGUACAUGGGCGUCAACAUGGAUGCAGUCAGUGUCCUGCUGGAUUUCUUAGAGCGACGACUUGACAGGGGUCACAAACUGAAGGAGACCCUGACCCCUGUGCUGAACCUGCUGACAGAGAGUGCCCGCGUCCACCGCCAGACGAGGAAGUUCCUCAAAGCUAAGGUGCUGCCUCCGCUGCGGGACGUGAAGAAUCGCCCCGAGGUGGGGAACUUGCUGCGGAACAAGCUUGUGCGCCUGAUGACUCACAUUGACACCGACGUGAAGCACUGCGCGGCCGAGUUCCUCUUUGUGCUCUGCAAGGAGAGCGUGUCACGAUUUGUGAAGUACACAGGGUAUGGCAAUGCAGCUGGGCUCCUAGCAGCACGAGGUCUUAUGGCAGGAGGGCGGGCAGAGGGAGAGUAUUCUGAGGAUGAAGACACGGACACAGAGGAAUACAAGGAAGCUAAGCCCAACAUUAACCCAGUGACAGGCCGUGUGGAGGAGAAGCUCCCCAACCCCAUGGAAGGGAUGACUGAGGAACAGAAGGAGUAUGAAGCCAUGAAGCUGGUUAACAUGUUUGACAAGCUGUCCAGACAGCAAGUCAUCCAGCCGAUGGGGAUGACUCCAGGGGGCAAUCUCACCUCUGUGGAGAACGCUGUGCAUGAGCUGGCAGAGGAGAGGUCAUCAUCUGACUCUGACUUGGGGUUGGACUGAUUCACACCUCUCCACCCGCCCCCCCAAGGACUGUGGGCUUUCCACUCUCCCUCCAGAACUGGUGCUGCAUCCAGAGGAUAAUACUGGGUGAGGACUCUCCCAGUGGGAUCUGAAUCAGGACUGGAGUCCACUGCCCAGACGGAUAACAACCACCUCCUCUCCGGUCCCAUAACCACCUCUCCUUUCCCAAAGAGCUCGCCACAGCUUGGUUUCAUCUUGGUCUCUUUCCCUCCAUGUCCCUGAGGAUCUCACGCUCCAACCCAAGCCCAGGAUUGUCCAGUAGGACUUUUAUAAAGAAAGAUUGGGAAGGGGGAGGAGGGAAUAUCUUCUUACACCAAUGGGGUCCAGUAGCAUGUGGAGCAUUGUGUGUGCUGACUUAUGUGUAGGCACAUCACUGUGUGUGCAUCUGGGUGUUUUUAUGGGGUGUGGGUGUGUUUAUAGUAUGUGAGGCACUUGUGCAGCGUGCAUUCAUUUGUAAGGGCACAUGAGGGUGUGCCUAUGUCAGAGAACAUAUGUGGUAAUUUGGGAACAUGAGAUGUGUGUGAAUGUGUAUAUACGAGUACAUGCCUGGAACAUGUGUAGUGAUUAGAAGAGUGGGGGCAUUACAUGUCUACAUACUGAUGGUAUGUACUUGUAUGGGUGAGCCUGGGUGUAUUGGGUGUAUGCAAUUGUAUAUGUACAGAUGGCACAUGUCAAUAUGUAAUAUUUAGGUACACAUAUAGAUAAUAUUUGUGGGCAUAUGAGGGGUGUAUGGAGUAUACAGGUGGGGAUGUGAGUGUAAUAUUUAAGCACAUCUGCCUGUCAGUACUCGUGUUAGGAUACAUGUGCUCAUUCUGUGUGGGGAGCACAUGUGGGGGUAUGAGAAUAUAGCUCUUGUGAGAAACUUUCAGCACUCACACUGACUGCAGGAUUGACAUUUGCAGGUGACUGUUUGCCAGCAAUGCUUUGAUUUGUAGUCUAUAGCACUGUGCAGUGUCCCUGUUUCCACUACCCUCAGUUUCCUGGACUAACUUCUCCCAUUCUGCUUUCUGAACGAAAGGCAGAGACCCAUUGCGUAGUUUCUCGCUGAAUCAUCUGCUUCAGCUCCCACAAAGCCGCAGCUCUUUGCACUCCCAGGCUGGUAUCAAAUCCCCUCCUGCACUCUGGCGUAGACUUUUCUGUUUAAAGAAGAGAAACUAUCUUCCAAUUUGUCUCCUGUACCAAGAGUUUCAGAACAUAUUAGCACAAAUAGAAAGAAUUACAUUAGAAUAAAGAAAACCUUCUGACA